UGUGGCGGUUGCAUGCUGUACUCGCGGCGGCCCGGCCCUCGCCCGGGAGUGCGUGUGUGUGCGCGCGUGUGUGCGCGAGUGAGUGUGUGCGCGGGGGUGCGCGCGCGGGCGGGAGUGGGCGCGCGCGGGGAAAGGCCCGAAAACACCUUAGUUUGCACCGAGAGACCAUUUGCAGCGGAAUCCGAAAGUUUGCAAGAAGAGGAUAGCGCGCGGCGAGCAAGCGGGCCAAGGGGCAGCGGCUGCGGCGCCGGGGACCAUGGUGCUGCCGGCGCCUCCUCCGCGGGCGUGAAGGCGGCACUCCCACUCCCUCCCCGGACUCCGCGGUGUCCCAGGAGCUUUUGCUGACAAUUCCAGUUUCCGAACGAAACAUUUGGGCAAUGGUGAGGGCUUCAAUCCCUUGUCUGAUUUGCUGUCAACCAUGAACGGACGGAUGUGAUGCCUGCUGGCCAAAAGGGGUAAGAAGUGACCUUUUGAGGUGACUAUAACAGAAGAUUGCUUUACAGAAGCCAAAAAAGGUUUUUGAGUCAUGAUGCAAGAAUCUGGGACUGAGACGAAAAGUAACGGUUCAGCCAUCCAGAAUGGGUCAAGCGGCGGCAACCACUUAUUAGAGUGCGGCGGCCUCCGGGAAGGGCGGCCCAACGGGGAGACGCCGGCCGUGGACGUGGGGGCGGCCGAUCUGGCCCACGUGCAGCAGCAGCAGGCGCUUCAAGUGGCAAGACAGCUUCUUCUCCAGCAGCAACAGCAGCAAGUUAGUGGAUUAAAGUCUCCCAAGAGGAAUGACAAACAACCAGCCCUUCAGGUUCCCGUGUCAGUGGCUAUGAUGACACCUCAAGUUAUCACUCCCCAGCAAAUGCAGCAGAUCCUCCAGCAACAAGUGCUGAGCCCUCAGCAGCUCCAGGUUCUCCUCCAGCAGCAGCAGGCCCUCAUGCUUCAGCAGCAGCAGCUUCAAGAGUUUUAUAAAAAACAACAGGAACAGUUGCAGCUUCAACUUUUACAACAACAUGCUGGAAAACAGCCUAAAGAGCAACAGCAGGUGGCUACCCAGCAGUUGGCUUUCCAGCAGCAACUUUUACAGAUGCAGCAGCUACAGCAGCAACACCUUCUGUCUUUGCAGCGCCAAGGCCUUCUAACAAUCCAGCCGGGGCAGCCUGCCCUUCCCCUCCAACCCCUUGCUCAAGGCAUGAUUCCAACAGAACUGCAGCAGCUCUGGAAAGAAGUGACAAGUGCUCAUACGACAGAAGAAACCACGGGCAACAAUCACAGCAGUUUGGAUCUGACCACGACAUGCGUCUCUUCCUCUGCACCUUCCAAGACCUCCUUAAUAAUGAACCCACAUGCCUCUACCAACGGACAGCUGUCAGUCCACACUCCCAAAAGGGAAAGUUUGUCCCACGAGGAGCAUCCCCAUAGCCAUCCUCUGUAUGGACAUGGCGUAUGCAAGUGGCCUGGCUGUGAAGCAGUGUGUGAAGAUUUCCAGUCAUUUCUAAAACAUCUCAACAGUGAGCAUGCGCUGGACGAUAGAAGUACAGCCCAAUGUAGAGUACAAAUGCAGGUUGUACAGCAGUUAGAGCUACAGCUUGCAAAAGACAAAGAGCGCCUGCAAGCCAUGAUGACCCACCUGCACGUGAAGUCUACGGAACCCAAAACUGCCCCUCAGCCCCUGAAUCUGGUAUCAAGUGUCACACUCUCCAAGUCUGCAUCAGAGGCUUCUCCACAGAGCUUACCUCAUACUCCUACGACCCCCACUGCCCCCAUCACUCCCGUCACCCAAGGCCCCUCCGUCAUCACCACCACCAGCAUGCACACGGUGGGACCCAUCCGCAGGCGGUACUCAGACAAAUACAACGUGCCCAUCUCUUCAGCAGAUAUUGCGCAGAACCAAGAAUUUUAUAAGAACGCAGAAGUUAGACCACCAUUUACAUAUGCAUCUUUAAUUAGGCAGGCCAUUCUCGAAUCUCCAGAGAAACAGCUAACACUAAAUGAAAUCUAUAACUGGUUCACACGAAUGUUUGCUUACUUCCGGCGUAACGCUGCCACAUGGAAGAAUGCAGUGCGUCAUAAUCUUAGUCUUCACAAGUGUUUUGUGCGAGUAGAAAACGUUAAAGGGGCAGUAUGGACAGUGGAUGAAGUAGAGUUCCAAAAACGAAGGCCACAAAAGAUCAGUGGUAACCCUUCCCUUAUUAAAAACAUGCAGACCAGCCACGCCUACUGUACACCUCUCAAUGCAGCUUUACAGGCUUCGAUGGCUGAGAACAGUAUACCUCUAUACACUACCGCUUCCAUGGGAAACCCCACUCUGGGCAACCUAGCCAGCGCCAUACGGGAAGAGCUGAACGGGGCGAUGGAGCACACCAACAGCAACGAGAGCGACAGCAGCCCGGGCAGAUCCCCUAUGCAAGCCGUGCAUCCUGUACAUGUCAAAGAAGAGCCCCUGGAUCCAGAGGAAGCUGAAGGGCCGCUAUCCCUAGUGACAACAGCCAACCACAGUCCAGAUUUUGACCACGACAGAGAUUACGAAGACGAACCAGUACAUGAGGACGUGGAGUGAACAUCUGGGCAGGCCGACCCCAAGAGCGUGAAGAUUGGGGGGGGCACACAAGACAAAACACGUCAAAAGUUUGCAGUGAAAUCGUUCUCCAUUGGUUGUACAGUGUGGAGGAUUUUUCACUGCAUUUUGACAACUCUGCAAUGUGUUAACUCUUAGUGCCAUCAAGAAUCCCAUUUGGGAGUAUUUUUGAUUUUUCUACUUUUUGUUGAAAAAAGGAAUUUGUACUCUGUGCAUUGGAUGGACUUGUUUGGUACUGGGGAUUUUCCUCUCUUAACAGUCAACAUCAGUGUUGUAAAUUUGCUAAACUGAUUCACUUUUAGCAGCAGACUUUGAACUGCAGUCCUGCCGACAUUGGACAGUGAGGACACCCAACUGAGCAUGUGCACCUAAGCUGCAGACCACGCCUCUGCCCAGAAUUUAAGGAUUCCAAUGGACGACCUAUUUGCACAGUACUGCAUGUUGAUUAUCACUGCCUUUACUCCAUUUUUUUUUUUUU
Molecule: messenger RNA, 3044 nt
Organism: Globicephala melas (long-finned pilot whale)
Lineage: Eukaryota; Metazoa; Chordata; Mammalia; Artiodactyla; Delphinidae
Gene: FOXP1
Product: forkhead box P1
Biological process (GO): regulation of transcription by RNA polymerase II
Cellular component (GO): nucleus
Molecular function (GO): DNA-binding transcription repressor activity, RNA polymerase II-specific; RNA polymerase II cis-regulatory region sequence-specific DNA binding
Source: RefSeq, a predicted model, not a curated record